AUGAUCAUGUUGCAUUCUUUGAAUGUUUUGGAUCAAAUUGGAUCUUCUACAUCAAGUGCGAUGCAUCAAGCAUUCACAUUAACUUGGGGUAUUGAAAUGCUCCAUUCUUAUGAUCUUUUGGAAGAUAUAAAACAUAGAGAACAUAUCGGAAAUAAAUCCAACACUGACACUGACUAUGCGAAUCUACUUCGAAGCUUCUUAUAUGCCAUGCUAGAAGAUAACUGUUCAAAUAAUUUUGUUCAGUUGUUUAAUAAGGGGUUUCUGUUUAUUUCUCUAGGGAAAUACAUAGCAAAUGAUAUAUCAAGUAAAGGAAAAAUUGAAAAAUAUUCCAACUUUAAUAUGAAUACUUAUGAGCUGCUAUGCGAGUAUAAAACAGCCUUUAAUACUUAUAAAUUACCAUUAAUCAUAGCGUCGCAACUCUCAAGGCAAUCGAAGAUACAUAAUCAUAUAGAUAAAAUUGGCACAGAUCUAGGGAAAUUGUAUCAAAUAAAGAACGAAUACGAAGAUUGUUUCGGUGGAGAAUCAAAGACUUACAGAUCUGCAGGCGUGAAUAUUCAACAGGGUAAAUGCACGUGGUUAGCGGUCACUGCGUUGCAGCGCUGCACAGCAGCACAGCGUAUAGUGUUCAACACGUGCUACGGUAGCAACGAGCCAGCACACGUGGAACGUAUCAAAUCGCUUUACGAGCGUCUCAAUAUACCCCAACUUUACCGCGAAACGGAGGGUGCUUUGAAUGAAAGUAUUAUGCAAAGGGCUGAAACCGCUGGUGUGCCUUUAGAAUUGUUUUCAUCUUUGCUUGAAACUUUAAACGUUGAAUAAUGUCGA
Molecule: messenger RNA, 825 nt
Organism: Diatraea saccharalis (sugarcane borer)
Lineage: Eukaryota; Metazoa; Arthropoda; Insecta; Lepidoptera; Crambidae
Source: the annotation of a GenBank genome assembly